Messenger RNA from Melampsora larici-populina 98AG31, 648 nucleotides. RefSeq lists its product as uncharacterized. The coding region runs from base 1 to 648 and encodes 215 amino acids. The transcript is spliced from 3 exons. NCBI's taxonomy places the organism in Eukaryota, Fungi, Basidiomycota, Pucciniomycetes, Pucciniales, Melampsoraceae. The record is from RefSeq and is a predicted model, not a curated record.
AUGCAAUCGUCAGAGUCCUUUCCAAUCAUCCAAUACCUCAAACGUGGCGCUGGUCUUAAUGCUUAUUCGAGGCUGACACUUCGAUGGAGUGGGUUUUUGCAAGUCGAACCGAAUCAUGAUACAUGUAUCAGCCACAGGAAAGCUUACAAUGCGUCCGUACACCUGAACUGCGACGAGGGGCCGGUACCUGUCCUACUGUUGCAGGAGGGCAAUGAAAGUGGUCAAAACUUAGAGGGCAGGUUGCAGUUAGAAGGGAUCGUAGUGCAAGGCGGUCCGAAUCGACGAGCGCGCUUAAUGAUUGAAGACGACGCCUGUGGCUCAAAUAGUCUCCUUUCUUCAACAGCUCCACGAACUGGUUUGAACGUCCGGGGCGAAGGCAUGGUGCUCAGUGAUGCAGUGGUCCAAAGUGGGUCGGACGGUGGCGAUUGGAGGCUCGCCGAAGUAAUGCACAGAGAGUGGGAUAUGCAACAUCUCAUUUUCAGAGAAUUUUUUGUGAAUUAUAUGUAUGAUUCUUCAGAGCUGACAGGGAUUGGGGAGGGUCGAGGAGAUAUUGGUAGUGUACUGUGGUUGGAGGGUGCGGUGGUAAAUGUGUUGGGGCAAGGCGGGAGGUGGAUAGUAAGACUUUCCGAGUAUCGACGGGCUGGGUAG